This is a messenger RNA of Pediculus humanus corporis (human body louse), 1836 nucleotides long. RefSeq names its product eukaryotic translation initiation factor 3 subunit, putative. The transcript has 10 exons. The record is from RefSeq and is a predicted model, not a curated record. Gene Ontology annotation, molecular function: translation initiation factor binding; translation initiation factor activity; RNA binding. The annotation marks the transcript as partial. Gene Ontology annotation, cellular component: eukaryotic translation initiation factor 3 complex. Lineage: Eukaryota; Metazoa; Arthropoda; Insecta; Psocodea; Pediculidae. Gene Ontology annotation, biological process: translational initiation.
GACGAAUCCAAUUUUAGUGAUCCCGAGGGAUUUGUUGACGACAUUACUGACGAAGAGUUAUUAGGUGAUUUUCUGAAGAAUAAACCUACUGAAACAGAUGGAGUCGAAUCUGUUAUUGUGGUGGAUGGCAUUCCACAAGUGGGGCCAGAUCGAUUUGAAAAACUUAUAGGUGUCAUUAAUAAAAUUUUUUCCAAAAUGGGAACUAUUGUUAAUGAAUACUAUCCUAAAACUGAAGCAGGUGUAACAAAAGGUUAUGUAUUUAUUGAGUACUCUUCUCCUCUACAUGCCUUGGAAGCAGUCAAGUUAACAAAUAAUCAUAAAUUAGAUAAGCAGCACACAUUUUUAGUAAAUUUAUUUACUGAUUUUAAAAAAUGCGAAGAAAUUUCUGAAAAUUGGGAACCCCCUGCACCUAGUAAAUAUAAAGAACAGGGAAAUUUACAUUACUAUCUUUUGGAUCCAGAUGCUUAUGAUCAGUUUGUCGUAACAAUUGGUAAUGGGCAAGCGUUACAAAUAUGGCUGAAUACUGCUCCGGAACCGACUAAAAUCGAGGAAAGAAAUAGAUGGACUGAAACUUAUUGCAAGUGGUCUCCAUUGGGUUCUUAUUUGGCAACUUUUCAUCGAAAGGGAUUGGCUUUGUGGGGAGGACCAACAUUUGAACAAGUUCAAAGGUUUAGCCACAUGAACGUUCAAUUUAUUGACUUUUCCCCGUGUGAAAAAUAUUUAGUAACAUAUUCACCACCGUCCCCUGAAUUAAAUUCUGAGCAAAAGGCUUUAAUUAUUUGGGACAUCAGAACCGGGGUGGAGCAACGAUCUUUUCCAAUGGAAAGCGGUCAAAAUUUAUGGCCUAUAUUUAGGUGGUCUUAUAACGACCAGUAUUUUGCAAGAAUCGUUGGUGAUGUUCUCAGUGUUUACACUACACCGACUUUUGGUUUAUUAGACAAAAGAAGUUUCAAAAUUCCCGGUAUAAGAGAUUUUAGUUGGUCACCAUCAGAUAAUGUAUUAGCUUAUUGGGUGGCGGAAAAUAAAGAUGUACCCGCGAGGGUAACGCUUUUGGAAAUUCCAAGCCGUAAUGAAAUACGACCUAAAAAUUUAUUUAACGUUGCCGAUUGUAAAAUACAUUGGCAAAAAUCUGGUGACUACCUUUGCGUUAAAGUCGAUAGGUAUUCGAAAGUGAAAAAGGAAAAGAACGAUGUGAAGUACAGCGGCAUGUAUUACAAUUUUGAAAUUUUUCACAUGAGAGGAAAGCAAAUUCCGGUUGACAGCGUAGAAAUAAAAGAAACAAUACAUGCAUUUGCUUGGGAACCCGUCGGUAAUAAAUUUGCCAUCAUACACGGGGAUGCACCCAACAUUAAUGUCAGUUUUUACGGCGUUAAAACGGGUCAGGCUCCUACUUUAUUGAAGAGAUUUGAAAAAAGAAAUUGCAAUCAUUUGUUUUGGGCACCCAUUGGACAAUUUAUAGUUUUAGCAGGACUUCGAAAUAACAUGUCCGGAGUUCUUGAAUUCAUAGACACAAAUGAUUUUACGUCCAUGAACGUGACGGAUCAUUACCAGUGUUCUGACGUGGAAUGGGAUCCGACUGGUAGAUACGUUGUCACGGCAAUUUCCCUUUGGAAAACAAAGGUCGAUACCGGAUAUAGAAUAUGGUCUUUUCAAGGCAAACUUUUAAAAUUAGUUUACUUGGACAACUUUUGCCAAUUCUUGUGGCGACCGAGACCUCCGACACUUCUCAGCGUUGAAAAACAAAAGGAAAUAAAGAAAACGUUGAAGAAAUACUCUGCGCAAUUCGAGAUGGUUUUCUUACAUGGAAAUGUUGAGAAAAAAGUUUUUCCUUUUUAA